Molecule: messenger RNA, 1970 nt
Organism: Rubroshorea leprosula
Lineage: Eukaryota; Viridiplantae; Streptophyta; Magnoliopsida; Malvales; Dipterocarpaceae
Source: the annotation of a GenBank genome assembly
GGAUUUGGGUUCUGGGGCGUGACAAGUAAGCUAAAACCAUAUUUCCAAUCACACUCGAUCAUAGUCCUCAUAGAUCAACCUCUUCGAUAUAUCCUUCAAAAGCCAGAAUGCUUAGGAAGGUUAAUUAAAUGGGCUGUAGAGUUAGGGGAAUUCGAGAUAACAUUUCAAUAGAGGUCAGCAAUUCGAGCUCAAGCACUUGUAGAUUUUAUCGCAUAAUGCACUCUAGCUCUUCCAAAUUCUAACUCCAAGCCGAACAGCUAGAUCUUAUAUGUUGAUGGACCCUCAAGUAGCAAGGGCUCAGGAGGUGGUGCUUUCUUAGUUGGCCUAAAUGGAUAUCGAAGCAAAUUCACUUUCUAAGUUCGCCUCUGAUAGCUCCUUAAGCUUUAGAUCAGUUUUUGUUGAAGUUUUAGAUGAGCCAAGCUUCAUAAAGCCAAAAAUGAUAGAGAUCAACACAAACCCAAAUACACCGAGCUUGACAGAUCCAAUUGUCUCUUUUUUAUGAGAUGGGUCAGUGCCUGCAGAUAAGUAAGAAGAGGUGAGGUUGAGGAAGAAAACGUCUCGAUACAUACGCAUUGAUGGGGUCCUCUAUAAGAGAUCUUUUUCACUCCUUUUCCUACGAUGCUUGAAUUCUUAUGAAGCUGAGUACGCACUUCGGGAGGUGCAUGAAGGUAUGUGUGGAAGCCACAUUGGUGCUAGAACCUUAGCUCACAAAGUCCUUAGACAAGGAUAUUACUGACCGAAUAUGUGUAAGGAUGCUACUCACUUUGUACAGAGAUGCUUAAAGUGCCAAUUCUUCGCACAUUUAACUCACUAACCGACAGAAGAGCUCACCAACUUGGUAGCACUGUGGCCAUUUGCCCAAUGGGGACUUGAUCGUUUAAGCCCAUUCAUGAAAGGGGUUGGAGGUGUAACCCAUCUGAUCGUUGGUGUUGACUAUUUUAUGAAAUGGGUUGAAGCUCGGUCAUUAUCCAAUCUUACUUCUAGAAAGGUCGAAGACUUUGUUUUCAGCUCAAUCAUCUACAAAUAUGGAAUCCCAAAUCAGAUUGUGGUUGAUAAUCGUACUGAGUUUAACUGCUGUUCAUUUAGAGAUUUUUGCUCCAGUUACGAUAUCAAACUACAGUUUACCUCAGUAUGCCAUCCAGAGUCCAAUGGUAUGGUUGAAUCUAUCACUAGAGCUAUCCUAGAGGGAAUAAAGCCGAGGUUGAAGUAGAACAAGGCUAGGCGAGCAGACGAGCUCAACAACGUCCUUUGGGGGGCAUACAAUACUAUGAGUCGAAUUGCUACAAGUACUAAUUCCAACCCAAGUUACUUUCAUUCUAUCUUAUUUUCUCAUUUACGGCUUUACCCUAGAUCAAAUAUGCACAACAUAUAAAGCAUAUUCUAUAACUUAAUGAAAUAGGUAAAACACCUUACCACCUAACUUUUGGUACCGAAGCAGUCAUUCCCAUUGAAAUAGGAGUACCAAGCUUUAGGGUCACUCAUUUCGAUGAAAGACAAAAUGGACAACUGCUUUGGGAGAACCUUGAUCUGCUUGAUGAAGUUAAAGAAGAAGCACGACUUUGCACUCUAAUAUACAAGCAGAAACUAGCCAACUUUUAUAACAAGCGAGUCCACCCUCGAACCUUAAAAGUAGGAAACCUUGUUCUCAGAAAAACUGGCCUAACAGGGUUUGAUACUCAUUUUGAUAAAUUAGCCCCAAACUAGGAAGGACCAUACACAAUGGUUGAGGUGCCACAUCCUGGUGCCUAUAUCCUUCAAGACGCAGAAGGAAAGAGAGUUCCUAGAGUCUGAAAUAUAAAUAACUUGAAGAAAUUUUACCCUUAAUAUACUUUUUUCAAGUGAUCUUUGUCUUAUUCUUUUUUAUAAUUAUUACUUCUUCAUUUUGAGAUCUAUUUAAUUUCUUAGUCUGUAUCUCUGAGAUCAAUCUGUUCACAUUCAAAGUGAUUUAUUAAUAAAUUUAUUCCUUGAAC